Musa acuminata AAA Group (dessert banana) is the source of this 1650-nucleotide messenger RNA. RefSeq lists its product as uncharacterized. The transcript has 2 exons. Bases 135 to 1142 code for a protein of 335 amino acids. Lineage: Eukaryota; Viridiplantae; Streptophyta; Magnoliopsida; Zingiberales; Musaceae. The record is from RefSeq and is a predicted model, not a curated record. Gene Ontology annotation, molecular function: calmodulin binding.
UGCUUGUUCGCGUUCAGAAAUGGGCUGAAAACAAGAGAAGGCAGCCAUCGUCUUCAAUGCCUCUCUCUUAUCUCUUCUGCCCAAGGGUAUCUAUCAUGAGAUCAACGUCGUGACUUGUAAUGAAUUAGUUGCUAAUGGCUACAGCUAAGGUCGAAGGAGUGCAACAGAAGAAGAGAAUUUUGAGUGCCCAACCUAAGAACAACAAUGCCAACGGGAGAGACACCAUCAAAGUUUACUACCAAAGGUUUUUGCUUCCUACGAUCCCUGAGAAACCCACACCGAACUAUCUUAAGCCAACCAUUAGCUCGUGCCAUGGCACCAGCUCCCAACAGCCCAAGAUAUCUUCAUCAGCAGCUGGUGCUGCUGCAAAACGUGGAAGCCAAAUGAACGUGUCUCACUCACCGUCUUCCCUACCUCAACGACCUCCCACAGCAAACCGCCCAAAGGAGAGAGCAGCGAGAAGUGGGCCGUCAACGAUGGCAAACAUGGCUCGAAAACGAAGCUUGGCGAAAGCUUCGAAAACUCCGGCAGGCGGGAAGGCUGUUCCGCUCGUGAAGACCGCCAGAAUCCUUCCAAAAGUCAUGUCUUCCACCGCCGCUGCAGUCAAACCCGAAGAAGAGAAGUUGAUGGACGUCGUCAGAGGCAAUGAGGCACGAAACCUGGCAAAGAACGUCGAAUGUGAGCAGUAUUCGAGGAGCUCAGAGUCCAAAGCCAAGAAUGUAGAUGAGCAGAUGCCGGGAAGCCAAAGGGAUGAGGCGGAAGGAAGAGGAAGCAAGAGAAAAGGCGAUGGAGUAGACAAGGCAGCGCAAGAGACCAUGGAGUCGAAGAGGCAGGCGGCGGUGAGCUGGAGGAAGGAGACGGCACCGGCUCACAACGCUGUCAUAGAGGAGGAGACAGCCGACAAGCUGGCGGCGAGGGGGAGCAAAGUGAAAGCGCUUGCCGGGGCGUUCGAGACCGUCGUCUCGUUACAGAAGCCGGAGGGCAGAUGGAGUCAGCAAGAGUCGGUGACGGCGGCGGAUAGUAGCAGCAGCGGCAGCGGUAGCGGAGCUGCUCGGCCCGGCGGGGAUCAGAUAGAGGAGGCAGCACGAAACGAAGAUGUGCCGGAGGAGGUGAAGAAGAAAGGUGAAGGGGCUACAGCAUGACAAAAGCGUUGACAAGGUGAUUCAAGAGAGGAUAAUGAGUGGAGAUGGUAAUAACGAACUGUCCAAGUGUCCAACCCAUCGCUCCUCCUUACGAAUGAAUCUAAAAGAGCACAUUCGUCCCAGGCAUUGCGUUUAGCGAGGAGCGUGCACGUGUACGGCCUGACGCGCCCGGUAGAAGGAACGCGUCGUCGCGGGACCCACACUCACGCGGGACGCUCCGCGUGCUUUCCGCAUGUGCCCAAAAACGGAGACCCCGAGGCCGUGGAAACGACGCAUCAUAGAAUUGGAAUUGGAAUCGAACACGUACUUGGUUUUGGAUAGCCGUCGGUCGAUCGGUCGUUAAUACCUCACUUUCUUGCCGAUACAACCAGUAGUGACGUGUGUAGGUAGAAAGUCACGGUAAUGUUACAGUCUCCAAACGCUACUUUGUGCAAACCUAACAAUGGAAGGUUCCGAGCAUCCUACGGUCAUGCUUUUUCUUCCUUCACGAUGGCUGGACAAGAUUAGG